AUGCCGGUCCGUGUACACAAACUUAGCUCAAAACUUGAUGCGGUUACGCUCAGAGAAUGGCAGUCGGCAUUGAUCGGCGCUGAAUUGCCAACACUCCAACAAUUUUUUGAUUUUACCACUCACCAAUGUCAGAUGCUCGAAGCUACUAAUGGAAUUAGCGCACCGCCUUCAAAGGCAUCUCAGUCAGUUUCCAAACGCCAGUCCUCAUGCACAGCAACUAUACGCCCAAAGUGCAAUUAUUGCAGUGGCGAACAUUUAAUUUACCGCUGCAAACAAUUUCUAGCUCUUCCAAUUCAGCGUAGAAUCACGGAAAUACGUAGCCGUAAGAUUUGCGCGAAUUGUUUACGAUCCACGUCGCACGUAGCUAAUAAAUGUGCUUUGGGUAGCUGCAGGGUUUGUCAAGCCAAACACAAUACUCUGCUACACUCAUCCAGCUCCGCAUCGGAAACAUCUGAGCACAACGCAAAUCCCGAUGAUACCAAGCCGUCCGGUUCUGCCACAGUUCUAGCGGCGCAUGUAUCGGGCUCGAUUAACAGUAGCUUUAGUAUACUAUCAACAGCCGUCGUUCACGCCUUCGACGUAAACGGCUCACUUCAUUCAUGCCGAGUACUUCUGGACUGCGGAUCAGAAAUUAAUCUUAUGUUGAAACGCUUUUUAGAUACUCUCGGGAUUAUUUCGCGUCCGUCUAACAUAACCAUUUCAGGGGUAAACGGAACGAUUACUACAGCCAAUCAAAAGGUCACUUUAAAAUUGCAAUCGCGCAUGAACUCAUAUACAGCUACAUACAAUAGAGUGCAUCGUCGCGGACAAAGUGACAGACAGAAUGCCGGCAUUCUCAUUGAAGCGCAAUAA
This is a messenger RNA of Solenopsis invicta (red fire ant), 852 nucleotides long. RefSeq lists its product as uncharacterized. NCBI's taxonomy places the organism in Eukaryota, Metazoa, Arthropoda, Insecta, Hymenoptera, Formicidae. The transcript has a single exon. The record is from RefSeq and is a predicted model, not a curated record. Bases 1 to 852 code for a protein of 283 amino acids.